AUGCUUAUCCUUUCAGCAAUCGCGGCGCCAUCGGAAUCACCUUUUAAAAAUGGCAAGACGGACUUGGAUCUUGGGGUUCGCCAACGGUGCGGGAGCACGCCCCAAGAGCCUGGAACACAAAGGAUAUUUUUGGACGACCUGGAGCUCCAGAAGAACGAAAAAAUUCAAGAAUGCAAGAUCACAUGUACGGACGACAAGGAUUUGGGGCUAAAAUGCACCCUAUUGGCAAUGGAAAAGGCCUGCAAAUAUAUGGCCGAAAAGGAUAAGAAAAAGAAGAAAAAAGGAAAAAAAGGAUGUGGAAAAGGCGGAAAAGGAGGAGAUGACGACGAUGAUAAGCGCGCGGAGAUGAUACGGAAAUGUCAGAAAUUGGCAAGGAAGUUAUGCAAGAAAAUGGAGAGAAAGGCAAAGGAAGCUGCCCUACUCAAGGAGUGCCGCAAAAUGGCCGAAGAGGAAAUGUGCAAGAGAAUAGCCAAGAAAGAUAAAAAGAAGUCAAAGCCAAAUAAAUGUAAAAAAAAGGCAAAGAAAAAUAAAUGUGAAAAACCAGGAAAAAAAGACAAGAAUCAAGAACUAAAAAUUAAAUGCAGAGCUUAUGCGAGAAAAAGAUGCAAGGAAUUGGCUGAAGAGAAAAAGUGCAAGAAACCAAAGAAAAAGGAUUGCUAG
This is a messenger RNA of Drosophila bipectinata, 660 nucleotides long. Its product is annotated as axoneme-associated protein mst101(2)-like. NCBI's taxonomy places the organism in Eukaryota, Metazoa, Arthropoda, Insecta, Diptera, Drosophilidae. The record is from RefSeq and is a predicted model, not a curated record.